GACGCACGCCUCAAAACGAGUUUUUAAUUUUAAAAUAGAACCUCUUUACAUCGAAUACGAGUGAAUGUUUGUGGUCAUUCAACUGUUUAUAGUAUUACAAUAAUCGGUUUUUUGAACCUUUGGUCGAGUGACAUAUAUUUUUAUCUGUGUUCAUAGUGUUGUGUUACCGGAAAUGCGUUGUUUGUAAUUAGAAUUCGAAGAUGCAUUGACUGGCUUCAUGCAAACCUAAGUAUGCCGUUCAUCGACAUCGCAUUCGCAGCUGAGAUCAGCCGGUAUGAAGACCCGGAGUUUGAGGAGGUAGCUCGACGGAACUGCAAUGAGGAUCCGGACAAACGACAGUCGGCUAUCGAAGAGCUUAGGAGUAUGAUCUAUGAGCGGGGCUUGUGUAAUCCUCGUCGAAUGGAUGAUGCAUACCUUCUUCGCUUUCUUCGGUGUAGGAGAUUUAUACCGGCGCUUGCACAUAAAUUGAUGGUUCGAUAUGAAGACUUUAGACGUAAAAACGCAUACUUAUAUAACUGCAGUGCCUUCGGCUUGCAGAAAGUGAAGAAUGUGUAUGGGGGCACAUUACCUGAUAGCCCUGAAAAUGGCCGCAUCACGCUUAUGAGGUUCGGGCGCUGGGACAGCGAGGAGAUACCAAUAGAAGACGUAGUGCGAUGUGCACUAAUCAUGGAUGAAAUAGCAGCCAUGCAGCCCAGGCUACAGAUCCUCGGAGUCACUAUUAUUGUGGACCUCGAGGGUUUAGGGGUUCGGCAUGUUAGUAAGCUGACGAGGACAGUGGCAGGACAGAUCGUAGCUUUAAUGGGGGUAUCCUUCCCAAUUCACAUCCACGCAGUGCACGUGGUGAACUACAAUUGGUUUAUCAGCACGUUCUUCAGCCUCUUCAAGCAGUUUAUACCAACUGCAGCGUGGGCUCGCCUCCACUUCCACGGUUACGACAUGGCCUCCCUCCACAAGCAUAUAGACCCUGAAUAUCUCCCCCCAGAAUAUGGUGGACAGUGCCCACACGUCAUAAGUACCGAGGAGUGGUUGCGGAAGAUCGAUAUAUUUAAAGACGAUUUCAUGGUGCAAGAACUUAGAGAACUGGGGUUUGUGGUUGAAAGUGAAAAAUGCACCAGAAGAGUAUGCAGUAGCAAGAGUUGAUGAGCACGUUUCGCCAUACCAUGGAAACAAUCCCUGUUGGGAGGUGCUGC
This is a messenger RNA of Pieris brassicae (large cabbage white), 1190 nucleotides long. Its product is annotated as clavesin-1-like. Gene Ontology annotation, cellular component: membrane. The record is from RefSeq and is a predicted model, not a curated record. Gene Ontology annotation, molecular function: phosphatidylinositol bisphosphate binding. Lineage: Eukaryota; Metazoa; Arthropoda; Insecta; Lepidoptera; Pieridae. Bases 232 to 1140 code for a protein of 302 amino acids. The transcript has 7 exons.